CAGUCCUCCUAGGUCGUAGCUGUAACUGGAAUGGAACGCAGCCGCAGCGUGUCUGGUUCCUGUCCUCGUCAUAUAUCGGGGAUCCCUGUGUACUAUACAGCGCUUCCUGUAUGUUUCAGCCAAACAAAGUUACUACACAUACUUUCGGUGGUUUAAAUAGAGCAGAAGAAACGGGGUCACAUUAAUAGGAAGUGAACAAAAAUGCCUGCGGUCUCUAAAGGGGAUGGGAUGCGUGGCCUGGCCGUGUUCAUCUCUGACAUCAGGAACUGUAAAAGUAAAGAGGCAGAGGUUAAGAGGAUAAACAAAGAACUGGCCAAUAUUCGCUCCAAAUUUAAAGGAGACAAGGCUCUAGACGGCUACAGUAAAAAAAAGUAUGUCUGUAAGCUGCUCUUCAUCUUCCUCCUGGGCCAUGAUAUCGACUUUGGACACAUGGAGGCUGUCAACCUGCUCAGCUCCAAUAAAUACACAGAGAAACAGAUUGGUUACCUGUUCAUCUCAGUGCUGGUGAACUCUAACAGCGACCUGAUCCGUCUGAUCAACAAUGGCAUUAAGAAUGACCUCGCCAGCCGCAACCCAACCUUUAUGAACCUGGCUCUGCACUGCAUCGCUAACGUGGGCAGCAGAGAAAUGGCCGAGGCUUUCGCUUCUGAAAUCCCCAGGAUCUUGGUGGCAGGGGACACCAUGGACAGCGUGAAGCAGAGUGCAGCUUUAUGUCUACUACGACUCAACAGGACGUCUCCUGAUUUGGUGCCGAUGGGUGAAUGGACGGCACGAGUGGUCCAUCUGCUUAACGAUCAGCAUCUGGGAGUGGUGACAGCAGCCACCAGCCUCAUUACCACUCUGGCCCAGAAGAGUCCUGAUGACUUCAAAACAUCCAUCUCACUGGCUGUGGCCAGGCUCAGUAGGAUUGUGACCUCUGCGUCCAUCGACCUACAGGACUAUACAUACUACUUUGUCGCUGCACCAUGGUUGUCUGUCAAAUUGCUCCGCCUUCUACAGUGCUACCCUCCACCUGAGGAUGCAGCGCUGCGAAGUCGUCUCACAGAGUGUCUAGAGACCAUCCUCAAUAAAGCCCAGGAGCCGCCCAAGUCCAAGAAGGUCCAGCACUCCAACGCAAAGAACGCCGUUCUGUUUGAAGCCAUUUCCCUCAUCAUCCACCAUGACAGUGAGCCGACCCUGUUGGUACGAGCCUGCAACCAGUUAGGCCAGUUCCUGCAGCACAGAGAAACCAACCUUCGUUAUUUGGCUUUGGAGAGUAUGUGCACACUGGCCAGCUCGGAGUUUUCUCACGAGGCGGUAAAGACGCAUAUAGAAACUGUGAUCAAUGCUCUAAAGACAGAGCGUGAUGUGAGCGUUCGUCAGCGGGCUGUGGAUCUGCUCUACGCCAUGUGUGACAGGAGCAACGCCAAGCAGAUUGUGGCAGAGAUGCUGAGCUACCUGGAGACCGCUGACUACUCAAUCAGAGAGGAGAUAGUGCUCAAGGUGGCUAUCCUGGCAGAAAAAUACGCUGUAGACUACACCUGGUACGUGGAUACCAUCCUCAACCUCAUCCGCAUCGCUGGUGACUAUGUCAGCGAGGAGGUGUGGUAUCGUGUCAUCCAGAUUGUCAUAAACAGAGAUGACGUCCAAGGCUACGCUGCCAAGACUGUCUUUGAGGCGCUACAAGCUCCUGCCUGCCAUGAGAAUUUGGUUAAGGUUGGCGGUUACAUCCUGGGAGAGUUUGGUAACCUAAUUGCCGGAGACUCACGCUCCAGCCCUCUGGUCCAGUUCAACCUUCUUCACUCCAAGUUCCAUCUCUGCUCCGUGCCGACUCGGGCACUGCUGCUGUCGGCCUACAUCAAGUUCAUUAACUUGUUUCCGGAGGUGAAGGCCACGAUCCAGGAAGUCCUGCGGUCAGACAGCCAGCUCCGCAAUGCUGACGUCGAGCUACAGCAGAGAGCCGUCGAGUACUUGAGGCUCAGCUGCAUCGCCAGCACUGACAUACUGGCCACAGUCUUAGAAGAAAUGCCUCCAUUCCCAGAGAGGGAGUCUUCAAUCCUGGCCAAGCUGAAGAGGAAGAAGGGUCCAGGCAACCUGCCCGACAUUGACGAUGCCCGGAGGAAUGUCAACGGCAACACCGAGCACAGCGAGAAAACUGAAACCACAAACAAGUCCUCUUUUUCAUUGGUCGCAGACCUUCUCCCUACCAACAGGCCCCGCCCUGCCUCCUCUAGCCCCAUCAUGCUCUCUGCUGGGACCAUGGGUUCCACACCCUCCUUCACAGACCUCCUGAAUCUAAACUCCACCCCUACAGCAGGAGCCAGUCUGCUGGUUGACGUCUUUUCCGACAGCUCCACCCUUGCAUCUGUAGAAGUGUCUGACGAAAACUUUCCCAGGUUUGUUUGUAAGAACAACGGAGUUAUCUUUGAGAACCAGCUUUUGCAGAUUGGACUGAAGUCUGAGUACAGACAGAACCUGGGUCGUAUGUAUGUGUUCUACGGCAACAAGACGUCCACCCAGUUCCUCAGCUUCUCCUCAUCAGUGACAUGCAAUGAUACGCUCAAGAAUCAGCUGAAUGUCCACGCUAAGUCAGUAGACCCCAUCAUAGAAGGUGGGGCUCAGGUCCAGCAGAUCCUCAACAUUGAAUGUGUGUCAGAUUUCACAGAUGCUCCGGUACUCAACGUCCAAUUCAGAUAUGGUGGGACUCUCCAGAACAUCGCAGUGAAGCUUCCCGUGAUGCUGAACAAGUUUUUUCAGCCCACGGAGAUGACGUCCCAAGACUUCUUCCAACGCUGGAAACAGCUCGGAGCCCCUCAGCAGGAGGUUCAGAAAAUCUUCAAAGCCAAACACCCGAUGGACACAGAAGUCACCAAGGCCAAGAUCUUGGGUUUUGGUGUUGCUCUGCUGGACAGGGUGGAUCCCAACCCUGAAAAUUUUGUUGGAGCUGGAGUCAUUCACAGUAAGAACACUCAGGUGGGCUGCCUCCUCAGACUGGAGCCCAACACACAAGCACAGAUGUACCGUCUCACCCUCCGGACCAGCAGGGACUCCGUGUCUCAGAGACUGUGUGAUCUCCUUUCUGAACAGUUUUAAACACAGCACUAGCAUUUUUACACUUUUACUCUCCUUAGAUUGGAAUUGAUGUAUUGUACUGUGUACAUUCUUUUUUUUUUUUUUUUUUUUUAAUUUUACUUACUGUUCAUGUAAAUGAAGUGAAAUGUAUUUUUCACACACAGCUUUACUAAUACAUCACUGGUUUAAAUCUAGAUUGUACUUAACUCUGUGUGUUUACUCACACUGUGAACACCUGAGCAGGCGUGUUGUGGAUGGUGCUUGAGGCUCUGCAUGCUUCUCUGUUGUGUCCUGCAGCUCAGAAGUUUUUAAUAGUUUUGAAUUUGUGUGUUUUUGCUGCUUGAGGGUACUGCCUUUGAAAAUCUAAGUAGGAUUUUAAGCUUACCAAUGAUCUCAACAAUGAAUUGUUCUGAUAGCGUUUCUAUGAGACAUUUAUUCUUGUACCGUUUCAAACAAAUUGCACAGGACUGAGAAGCUUUCCUUAACGUCUCACCCACUUGCACUUUUGUAAACAAAAAAUAGAUCACAUAGGUAGAUCAGAUGGCGAGAAUCCCAGUUUGGCCGGGGCUUUUCUGUGUGGAGUGACCUCCCGCAGUCCAAAGACAUUAAAGUUAGGUUAAUUAUAAGUUAAUAAGUUGCCCAUAUGUGUGAAUGUGAGUGUGAAUGGUUGUUUGAAUGAUUAGCAGUAUAGAUAAUCGAUGGAUGGAAAUAUAUCAGAUUUAGACAGUUUUGACCAGUUUGCACUCAUUUCACCAAUUUUACACAUCUGUCAUCUCAAGAAGAAAAGCAAAAUAAUAGAUUUUGGAUGCUAUAAUUUUGGUUUCGUUGUGGAAUUUUUGAACUACACUGUGCAUAAACUUUACACUCAGAAUUCAGACACUGAAAUAAAAGGCAACAAGUCUGAUUGAAUUCACUGUCUGACGUUGUUUUCCAGAAUAUCUACUUCACAUUUGUGCCUUUCAGAACAAAAAAAAAGCCUUCACAUAGAUUAGAGUAAUAUUUUAAAGCACUGCCAGAAACACUAUUUACACUAUUUUUGCCUACAUAUUCACAGAGCACUGCCAAACUGGUAAUAUAUCUGUAUUUCAGUAACAUAUGGUGUACUUUCUGUUUUAUAAAAUGUACUUUUAUCAUAAUACUUGAUGCUUAGCAUAAAGACUGGCUCUGUCCAAAGGUGAAAACAAAACAAAAAAUCCUCCAGUUACCAUGAUUUGAAAUGGUGUAUAUCGAGGGGUGACAUUUCAUAUUUGAUUUACAAUUACAGCCGUAAAUGACCACUUGACAAAAGCACUGGUGUUCUCUCUAGCCUGUUUUGGGUACAGCACCAUGGAAAAGUCCUUGGCACUGUAUCCAUUGCACUCAGUGCUUACUAUCAGUUGCCAUCUUAACUUAAGACUCUGUCACAGUGCUGUUGUUUUUUGUGCCUUCUAACAAGUAUUAGGUCCUCUGUGCCAGACACAGGAUUAUGCUGCAUUUGAAAAAAAGAAGAAAAGGCUGGAAAUGUUAUUGCUAUUUAAUGUGUAUGAAAUGUUGUUUCAUUAUCCACAUCCAAAAAUUGUUUUUACAAAUAAAAACAAAUUAAAACAUA
Messenger RNA from Lates calcarifer (barramundi perch), 4639 nucleotides. RefSeq names its product AP-2 complex subunit alpha-2-like. NCBI's taxonomy places the organism in Eukaryota, Metazoa, Chordata, Actinopteri, Centropomidae. The record is from RefSeq and is a predicted model, not a curated record. Gene Ontology annotation, molecular function: clathrin-cargo adaptor activity. Gene Ontology annotation, biological process: intracellular protein transport; clathrin-dependent endocytosis. Gene Ontology annotation, cellular component: AP-2 adaptor complex; membrane coat.